AGUGCUGUAGAAAUUGCUUUAUUAUUUUCAAUUUGACCAAAGCCAAAUUAUGCCUGUUCCAGCCGUUUCCGUCCGUCCGCCGACGCUUCGUCAGCGGGGCGCGAUCGGUUCAAGUUUAAAGCCAACCAGCGCACCCCACGGAAAGGAGGUCGGAGACAGACCGAAAAACGCGACCCCGCCCUUUCGCAUCGACGCCCCAGCGGUUGGGCCACGAACAGAGAAAAGUAUGGGCAGCAAAACUUUAGCUAAAAGCCCCAGCGACUUCGCGCUCGCGCUCGUGUUUCUGGCGCGUUUGAUGUUUGCGGUGAUGUUGGCGGCCGAGUUUUACGUCAUUGUGCGGGCUCUGCACAAAUUCGGGCAGGGUGAUUUCGUGCACAGUGUGAAGCCAGUGCGCGCGUUGCUGCUGGUUUACUUUUUCGUCCCGAAGCGACUGGCGCUGCACGCGUUUCUGCUCGCCGUGUGGACCUGUGCCCGUUCCUGGCUGGAAGAAGAAACGUUCGGCGUGGCCAUCGUGUUUUUCACGGCGUUAGAACUCUACACACGAAUUGUCUUCGGUGCGAUGACCGCGUCUUCAGGGUCCUACGUGCCUCGCACGCCGUCCUCGCACGAGCGGUUUGCUCAACGGGUCUGCCGGGCGCGUAAGUUCUUUCGGCGCGGGAUCGCUGCGCUGUUUGCGUUUGAGGCCGUGAUCUGGUCCCCUCUGGCGCUCGACGGGGUAGUACUGGAAGACGCACUCCGCAUGACGGCGGGGAAUUAUGACAGCACUUUGAAUUAUGUCGUUGCCCCGCCGGUCGCAUUGCUCCUCCAGGUCCAGCGCGUGCGGCGGCGCUGCGUCUUGACGCUGCGUGACGCGGUGUGGACAGGGGUCGGGUUUCUGGAUGAGGAGACACAGAAGAAAACCGGAGUGACUAGUACAACUUCUACAUCCCACAAGAGCAAGCUUGACGCACCGUCGGAACAACAAUUCGUUUUUUCACUGGAAAGCUUUAUCCAUACACCCGACCGGGUGCUGGUGCAACUGCUGCGAAGUCUUGUCCCAACCGACCUGGCCCCUGCGAUCGUGUCGCGAAAGAUUCUCAAGUUCCUGCGGUCGGCCCCGGACCCGGCGGUGGACCUGUGGAAAUUGGGUCAACCAGAAAGUCCUGCAGACGAAGAUGAAACGGAGCAGGACGCAGUAGAGACAGCGGGAAAUAAAGGUGCGACGUCGGAGAAUGUCAAAGGGAUAACGUCGGCGUCUGUAUUAAAAAAUACGGCAGAGCCAACAUCUUCAUCUGCGUCCGCUCUUGCCAACGAGGACGAGGAGGAGGAGGAAGAAGAAGAACCCACUUCUGCAGCCGACAGCAAAAGAACUCAAGCGAGACAGGACGCCGAGGCGCGGCAGCGCAUUUUGCACAUGGCUGCGGCUGCAGGCGUCGAUAAAGACUGGAGCCUGGGAAAGGAGAAUGAAUCGAUCAAGAUUGCCUUCAACACGUCGCUCAGUGGAGAUCAUGGCAGGGUGCUCUCGGGAACUGACAACGAGGAGUCGAGCACGACAAGCCAGGACGCGGCGAACCAGGUACUACAGGCACAGGAGAACGAGGAAAAAAUGUUGAAAGAACGAGAAGAAGCAGCGGCAAAGCGGCGGCGCCGCAGGGAGAAACGGGAAGAGGCCGCGCGGUACCGACACCCGCUCACGAAAUACAGCUACCCUGUCCGAAAAGUGCUAGAGUGGACGCGCGAUUGGUUGCACAGCUGCGACUUCAAAGAUCUCGAGGACUACCUGCGCUGGCACAUCGGAACCCGGGUGCUAGAGGUACUUGUUGUAUUGGUGGUCUACGGAGAUGAAAGUUGAAGUUUCGUAAAUUCAUGGUGAAGUAGUUUCAUCAAUCUGUUUCAAAGAUACAACGUUCUGUAAUGGAAUAUCCGACCACAAUUCACAGUCCGUCGAGACAAGCGGGUCGCAUUGGCAGAAGUUCUUGCGAUCGGACACGUGUGCGAGCCUGCGACGCGCGUACCGACGCGUUUCCCUUGAUUUUCAUCCUGAUCGGUACAGUGGAACGUACUGCGUCGAAUAUCGCGAGGGUGCAUUUCGCGUGCUGCAGAACCUUUUGGAGGAACGCAAGAAAGCGAUUAAGUGCGAUAAAUAAGAGCCUCGAUGGAAUACACCGCUGACUAGCGUGCAGCACGACAACAUAACUAAUUGAAUCCUUUCAAAUAAGAAAUUCGCAGCCAAUUUUGAAGACGAU
This is a messenger RNA of Amoebophrya sp. A120, 2225 nucleotides long. The record is from the annotation of a GenBank genome assembly. NCBI's taxonomy places the organism in Eukaryota, Dinophyceae, Syndiniales, Amoebophryaceae.